Molecule: messenger RNA, 1726 nt
Organism: Helianthus annuus (common sunflower)
Lineage: Eukaryota; Viridiplantae; Streptophyta; Magnoliopsida; Asterales; Asteraceae
Product: pentatricopeptide repeat-containing protein At5g66520
Exons: 1
Coding region: 42-1622 (526 amino acids)
Biological process (GO): RNA modification
Molecular function (GO): protein binding; RNA binding
Source: RefSeq, a predicted model, not a curated record
CUUUCUUUCACGCAUUUCAUCAAACACGUUUGGCACAACCUAUGAGCCAGCUAAAGAUUCGUCUCUACCAACUAUUAAAACACGUACAAUCAUUGAAUCAAAUUAAGCAAAUUCACGCCCAAAUUAUACUUCAAUCAUUAGGUGCAACCAACAAUCUCAUUGGAGCAUUAAUCCAAUCAUACAGUGCCCAUAAAAAACUCAAAUCUGCUCGAAAUGUAUUCAACAAAUACCCAACUCUGCAACCCACAUUUCUAUGGAACCUCCUUAUUCAAGCUUAUUCAAAAACAUCAUUCACUGAACAAUCACUCCAUCUGUUCAAACAGAUGCUUCUGGUUGGUGGGUGUCAUUCUUUAGCAGUUCCAGAUGAUUACACGUUUACGUUCGCCAUUACGGCUUGUUCGCGCCAGCGAACAGUGUUUGGUUAUGGUCAGAACUGUCAUACAAUGGCGGUUAAACUCGGGUAUGAUUCGGAUGUUUGUGUGGGCAAUGCGUUGGUUAGUAUGUAUGUGGUGUAUUCGGAAAUGGUGUAUGCGCGUAAGGUGUUUGAUGAAAUGCCUCAACAAGAUAUAAUAACCUGGACGAGUAUGCUUAAAGGGUGUGUGACGGGUGGGAAGAUUUUAGAAGCGGAACAAGUGUUUGUGGAAAUGCCUGAAAGGAAUGAGGUUUCGUGGGCGGUGAUGAUCGCCGGUUAUGUUGGGCAUAAGAUGUAUAAUGAUGCUUUGAGGCGUUUUAAUGAUAUGUUGGAUGAUGAUAAUGUUAAGCCUAAUGAAGCCAUUCUUGUUAGUGUUCUAUCAGCUUGUGCUCAUCUUGGUCAGAUUAAUCAAGGUGAAUGGAUACAUUUUUACAUAGAGAAAAACCGGUUUCCGAAAAGCUCAAACGUAUCAACUGCUUUAAUCGAUAUGUACGCUAAGUGUGGGAAAAUCGAUUACGCGAAACAGGUUUUUAACGGAGCUGGAAACCGAGAUCUUUUGACGUGGACAAGCAUGAUUUCGGGAUUAUCUAUGCAUGGGCUAGGUAAAGAAGCACUCAAGGUGUUCGAUGAAAUGCUAGAACAAGGAAUCAAACCAGAUAACAUCACGCUUGUCGGCGUUCUUAAUGCUUGUAGCCAUUCGGGUCAAGUUAACGAAGGGCUUUCCAUCUUCAACAAUAUGGAGCGAGAAUGGGGGAUUUCACCGAAGAUUGAACAUUUUGGAUGCUUGGUAGAUCUUCUGAGCCGUGCGGGUAGACUUGAAGACGCAUUCAAAGCUGUGAAAACGAUGCAAAUGGAGCCCGAUGAUGUCAUCUGGAGAGCGCUUUUAAGUGCUUGUAGAAUACAUGGAAAUGUAGGUCUUGCGGAGAGAGUUAUAGAACAUGUUAAGAAGACAGGUGGCGGAGGGCGUUUGCUGCUUUCGAAUUUGCACGCGUCUUUUGGGCAAUGGGACAAUGUAAGACGAAUAAGGGAAUCGAAGAUUCACAAAGAGGAUGAUUCGACUCCGGGUUGUAGUUAUAUUGAAAUAGACGGUGUUGUUCAUGAGUUUCUUGCGGCGGAUAAGCUGCAUCCGCGGAUUAGAGAGAUAACUCGGAAGUUAAAUGAGGUUAUGAAGAGAAUAAGCUUAGAUGGAGAUGAUAUGAGAACUCUAUGAAAACAUUAUUUAAACAAAAGUGCAUGUAAAUCGGAUAUCGGUCAAGGACCGAUAUUUGAGAUAUCGAUAAUCACAGUGGGAUAUCGGUAAUUUAAUAUCAGUAU